Phyllostomus discolor (pale spear-nosed bat) is the source of this 1212-nucleotide messenger RNA. RefSeq names its product EBNA1 binding protein 2 (gene EBNA1BP2). The transcript has 9 exons. Gene Ontology annotation, biological process: ribosomal large subunit biogenesis; rRNA processing. The record is from RefSeq and is a predicted model, not a curated record. NCBI's taxonomy places the organism in Eukaryota, Metazoa, Chordata, Mammalia, Chiroptera, Phyllostomidae. Bases 184 to 1101 code for a protein of 305 amino acids. Gene Ontology annotation, cellular component: nuclear periphery; nucleolus; preribosome, large subunit precursor.
CGAGCAAGAAAUUCAGCAACAGCAGUGGGUUGGUGGCGCUGGAGUGGUUCGGGUCCACGUGGAGCUGCGUGGUGAGGGUCAGGGGCUGGAAGCAGGCGGCAGCAGUGAGAGGCGCCCUUUUCCAGCCGCGCGGGCCUCAGCUACUCUGCUUCCUCGGUUAGUGUUGGAUGUGUGCGCUGCGAGAUGGACAAUGCCCUGCUCUCAGGCUCGGACUCAGAUUCUGAAGAUUCUUUCGUCACUGACAGGGAGUUGCAGGAUGCGUUUUCCCGAGGGCUCCUGAAGCCAGGCCUCAAUGCCGUGCUAGAGGCUCCGAAAAAAGCGGUGAACGACGUGAAUGGCCUGAAGCAGUGUUUGACAGAAUUCAAGCGAGAUCUGGAAUGGGUUGAAAGGCUUGAUGUCACCCUCGGUCCGGUGCCAGAAAUCGGUGGACCUCAGUCAACACCUCAGAACAAGGAUCAGAAAGUUGUGGAUCCAGAAGAUGACUUCCAGCGGGAAAUGAGCUUCUACCGCCAGGCCCAGGCUGCCGUGCUUGCAGUAUUACCCCGUCUCCAUCAGCUCAAAGUCCCUACUAAGCGGCCCACUGAUUAUUUCGCAGAGAUGGCUAAGUCAGAUCAGCAGAUGCAGAAGAUUCGACAGAAGCUGCAGGCUAAACAGGCUGCCAUGGAGAAAUCGGAAAAGGCUAAGCAACUUCGAGCACUUAGGAAAUACGGAAAGAAGGUGCAAACACAGGUUCUUCAGAAGAGGCAGCAGGAGAAAGCGCACAUGAUGCAUGCCAUUAAGAAGUAUCAGAAAGGCUUCUCGGAUAAACUGGACUUCCUUGAUGGCGACCAAAAACCUGUUGCACGAGGCUCGAAGGAAGGCGCUAAAGGCCAGCCGAUGCGGAAGGGUCCCAAUGCCAAACGUCGCUAUAAAAACCAGAAGUUUGGUUUCGGCGGUAAGAAGAAAGGCUCCAAGUGGAACACUCGGGAAAGCUAUGAUGAUGUGUCCAGCUUCCGGGCCAAGAAAGCUCAUGGCAAGGGCCCUGCCAGGCCUGGAAAGAAAGGGUCAAAUAAAAGACCUGGAAAAAGGACAAGAGAGAAAAUGAAGAGCAGAACACGCUAAGCAGCAUCUCCCAAAAAAGGAUGAAGACUUGGGAUUUCACAAUACAAUUGGAUCCCUUAUGUUGGUUUCUUUUUGUAAAAAAUAUUUUCACUAAAUUAAAAUAUGCUGAAA